CUUCGCAUCCAUAACAACUCCCACUUCUCACAAAAAUUCACUAUAUAUAACAUCCAAACUUUUGCCUGUAUAACACAUCCACUGAAUCUAUUAACUCCCACUAAUUAAUAUGCCUAGCCAAAGAUUUGCUCGUCCAAUUUUUGACAACCCUUUUCUUAAGAUCAAAGAAUUACCAGGUGACACAGUUAAACGUAACUCUGAAUCGCUUAAACAAGCCAAUUCUGAUCCCAAAGGUACCUCCUUAGUCGUAACAAGGGACGUGGACCUUGACACCACCAAAAAUACUUUGCUUCGACUUUACGUCCCAAGAAGAUUAACAAAAGUUGAUAAACCUAAGAAAUUGCCACUCAUAAUGUAUUAUCACGGCGGAGGCUUUGUUUACUUUCAUGCCAACACUUUUAUUUUCGACGUGUUUUGCCAGGCACUCGCUGAAAGAGUUGGUGCUAUGGUGAUCUCACUCGAGUAUCGUCUCGCCCCUGAAAACCGCCUUCCUGCAGCGUAUGAUGAUGCCAUAGAUGGGUUAGAAUGGCUCAAGUUCACUAAGGAUGAAUGGGUCUGUAACUAUGCUGACUUGAGCAAAGUUUUUCUCGGUGGAACCAGCUCUGGAGGCAAUUUAGCUUAUAAUGCAGGACAGAAUCAGAGGAGACACGGAAAGAUGAUCAACUUCUGCCACUUCAUGCAAUUGAUAAGAUGUUUGAUUUGUGUUUACCAAAAAGGUGUGGAUCAUGAUCAUGAAUACUGCAACCCAUGUGCAAAUGGAGGGUCAAAGCAUUUAGAUGAUAUUAAGGAGUUAGGGUGGAGGGUUUUUGUGAGUGGUGCUUCUGAAGAUCCUCUAGUUGACGCUGCUCGUGGAUGUGUCAGGAUGUUGGAAGAGAAGGGUAUAAAAGUAUUCAAGUUUUUUAGAGAUGGUUAUCAUGCUAUGGAAGUGUUCGAUCAAUCAAUGGCUGCUGCCUUAUAUGACGCUACCAAAGAUUACGUAUAUGCUGCUAGUAGAACUUAAAAAUGUACUAUCUAUGGUGUGUUUGUUUCAUUUCUGAUGCAGUUGAUUUUCUUUGUGCAAAUAAAAGAGCACUGUACUCCAUAUAGUGUAUGAAAUAUUACUCUAAUAAGUUGUUCUAUUUUUCGGAUGAAUUCAAAUCAGUUUAUUUUUUA
Molecule: messenger RNA, 1152 nt
Organism: Capsicum annuum
Lineage: Eukaryota; Viridiplantae; Streptophyta; Magnoliopsida; Solanales; Solanaceae
Product: carboxylesterase 1
Exons: 2
Coding region: 110-1000 (296 amino acids)
Molecular function (GO): hydrolase activity
Source: RefSeq, a predicted model, not a curated record